This is a messenger RNA of Suillus bovinus, 312 nucleotides long. Its product is annotated as histone-fold-containing protein. The record is from RefSeq and is a predicted model, not a curated record. Gene Ontology annotation, molecular function: DNA binding; protein heterodimerization activity; structural constituent of chromatin. The coding region runs from base 1 to 312 and encodes 103 amino acids. Gene Ontology annotation, biological process: nucleosome assembly. Lineage: Eukaryota; Fungi; Basidiomycota; Agaricomycetes; Boletales; Suillaceae. The transcript has 4 exons. Gene Ontology annotation, cellular component: nucleosome.
AUGUCUGGCCGUGGAAAAGGUGGCAAGGGUCUCGGAAAGGGCGGUGCCAAGCGUCAUCGCAAGAUUCUUCGUGACAACAUUCAGGGUAUAACAAAGCCUGCUAUCCGUCGUCUUGCCCGUCGUGGUGGUGUCAAGCGUAUCUCUGGUCUCAUCUACGAGGAGACCCGUGGUGUCCUGAAGAUCUUCCUUGAAAACGUCAUUCGUGACUCGGUAACAUACACUGAGCAUGCAAAGCGGAAAACUGUCACUGCACUUGAUGUGGUUUACGCUCUGAAGCGGUCAGGGCGUACUCUGUAUGGUUUCGGAGCAUGA